Molecule: messenger RNA, 5581 nt
Organism: Gavialis gangeticus (Gharial)
Lineage: Eukaryota; Metazoa; Chordata; Crocodylia; Gavialidae
Gene: APAF1
Product: apoptotic peptidase activating factor 1
Exons: 28
Coding region: 296-4042 (1248 amino acids)
Biological process (GO): apoptotic signaling pathway; regulation of apoptotic process
Cellular component (GO): apoptosome
Molecular function (GO): protein binding; ADP binding
Source: RefSeq, a predicted model, not a curated record
GCUGCCGCUUUGUUCCCGCUAGGGGUGGGGUGAGGGAGGAGGAGGAGGUGGCGGCGGCCUAGCUCGAGCCUCCGGAAGGAGGACGUGGCAACGGGCGGUGCUGGGCUGUGCAGGAGCCUCGGGGCCGGGCUCCGCGCCAGUGGCCAAUAACAUGUUCAGAAGGAAGGUUCAAGAAAUUCGCUAGGAGAUGAAUGGAAUCAUGGAGGCAUAGAAGAAUUAUCUUCAAGAAGUUUUCUUACCUCACUAAAGUUCACGUUCCUGUUUAGGCCUGAUAUUUUUUCCACACUGAAGCAAAAUGAAUGUGAAGAGUCGAAACCAUUUGGUUCUAAACCGGUUAGCGUUGGAAAGAGACAUCCAAACCUCUUAUAUUAUGGAUCAUAUGAUUAGUGAUCAAGUACUAACAUUACAGGAAGAGGAGAAAGUUAAAGCACAGGCUACACGGCAGGACCGAGCAGCUAUGCUAAUAAGCAUUAUUCUUAAAAAAGAUAACAACUCAUACAUAUCUUUCUAUAAUGCACUGCUUCAUGAAGGGUACAAGGAUCUUGCAGCUCUUCUCCAUGAUGGCAUCCCAAGUAUCACCUCUUACGAUAGAAAGAACUCUACAGAUGGAGUAGCCUUUUGUGUGAGGACAAUCCUCUGUGAAGGUGGAGUGCCACAGAGACCAGUUGUGUUUGUUACUCGUCCAGAACUGGUAAAUGAAAUUAGACAGAAACUAUACAACUUAAGAGGUGAUCCAGGUUGGGUUACUGUUUAUGGAAUGGCAGGUUCUGGGAAGUCUGUCUUAACAGCUGAGGCACUAAGAGAUGAAAGACUCUUGGAAGAGUGCUUUCCCGGAGGAGUACAUUGGAUUUCUGUUGGAAAACAGGACGAUGCAGGGCUUCUAAUGAAACUUCAGAAUCUUUGUAGUAGAUUAGAUCUGGACUUCACUUAUGCACAAAGGCCACCGCUUAAUAUUGGAGAGGCUAAAGACCGUCUUCGUCUGCUGAUACUACAUAAAUACCCCAGGUCUCUCUUGGUCCUGGAUGACAUUUGGGAUUCUCAGACAUUAGCGGCUUUUGAUAAUCAUUGUAAAGUUCUUAUUACCAGCAGGGAUAGGAGUGUGACAGAUCAUGUGACUGGCAAGAAAUAUGAAGUUCACAUGGAAAGUGGAUUGAGUAAUGAGAAAGGACUUGAAAUUUUAUCUCUCUUUGUUGAUAUGAAAAUAAAUGAUAUGCCUGCCCAAGCUGAUAAAAUUGUAAGAGAAUGCAAAGGUUCGCCUCUUGUGUUAUCAUUGAUAGGCGCAUUAUUACGCGAUUUCCCCAAUCGUUGGGAAUAUUAUCUCAGACAGCUGCAGAAUAAGCAAUUUAAAAGGAUAAAGAAAUCUUCUUCUUAUGAUUAUGAAGCACUUGAUGAAGCAAUGUCCAUAAGUGUUGAAAUGCUGAAUGAAAACUUUAAAGACUUCUAUAAAGAUCUUUCUAUUCUUCCAAAGGAUGUUAAAGUGCCUACUAAGGUGUUCUGUAUUCUUUGGGAUAUGGAGCCUGAAGAAGUUGAAGACAUACAGCAAGAAUUUGUAAACAAAUCUCUCUUAUUCUGUGAUCGUAAUGGGAAAUCAUUCCAUUAUUAUUUGCAUGAUCUUCAACUUGACUUCCUCAUAGAGAAGAAUCGUGAGCAACUUCAGGAGCUGCAUGAAAAGAUUGUUAAACAGUACAAGAAACAUUAUAGAUUAUGUAUACCUACUCCAGGUGAAGAGGAUUGCAUGUACUGGUAUAACUUUUUAGCGUUCCACAUGGCUAGCGCUAAAAUGCAGGAAGAACUGUGUGAUCUCAUGUUUUCUCUAGAUUGGAUUAAAGCCAAAACAGAAUUAGUAGGACCUGCCCAUCUGAUUCAUGAAUAUGUAGAAUACAGUUAUAUACUGGAUCAAAAGAAUAGCCUAGCACGUGGGAACUUUCAGAAAUUUCUCUCUUUAAAUGGACACCUUCUUGGACGACAGCCAUUUCCUGAUAUUCUACAAUUAGGGCUUUGUCAACCAGAAACCUCAGAAGUAUAUCAACAAGCUAAACUAAAGGCACAACGAGAAGUUGAUAAAGGAGCAUUUUAUGUGGAAUGGAUAAAUAAAGGCAUGAAAAACCUCUCCCGUUUGGUUGUCCGACCACACACAGAUGCAGUUUACCAUGCCUGCUUUUCCCAGGAUGGACAGAAAAUAGCUUCUUGUGGAGCUGACAGAACAGUGCAGGUGUUUAAAGCAGAAACUGGAGAGAAACUUCAGAGUGUAGAAGCUCAUGAUGAUGAAGUACUUUAUUGCGCUCUCUCUCCAGAUGGUAGAUUCAUAGCAACUUGUUCAGCAGAUAACAAAGCGAAGAUCUGGUGUUUAAGAACAGGCCAGAGUAUAUAUGACUGUGAGGAACAUACAGAGCAGGUCAACUGUUGCCAUUUUAACAGUGGAAAUAAUAAGCUUCUCCUGACUACCUGCUCAAAUGACAGUUUGCUCAAGCUUUGGGAUGUAAGAAAAAAGCAUUGUCAAAACACAAUGUUUGGUCAUACAAGUUCUGUCAAUCAUUGUAGAUUUUCACCAGAUGAUAAAUAUGUGGCUAGUUGCUCAGCAGAUGGAACAGUGAAGCUUUGGGACACAAGCUCAGGAAAUGAACUGAAAUGUAUUAAGAUAAAGGAUUUCUUCAGAAAUGCUGAUGAGCUAGAAGUGGAAGUGUUACCCAAGUGUUGCUCCUGGUCAACAGAUAGUGCUACAGUAAUGGUGGCAGCCAAAAAUAAACUUCUUCUUUUAGAUGUUGAAACCAGUGAUUUAUUAGAAGAGGUUUUGAGUUACCAAAACGCAAUCCAGUACUAUGACUUUUGCCCCAGCAAUCAACUGGUAGCAGUUGUCUUGUCACACUAUUUUGUUGAGUUGUGGAAUACUAAAACCAAGACAAAAGUAGCUGACUGCAGGGAACACAUGAGUUGGGUUUACUGUGUGACAUUUUCCCCUGAUGGCUCUUUAUUUCUGACAUCUUCUGAUGACCAGACGAUAAGGAUUUGGGAGACAAGUAAAGUGUGCAAGCCUCCAGAAAUUGCAUUGAAAAGUGAACUAGAUGUUGCAUUCCAGGGCGAUGAAGUGAUGAUUUUAGGAAUUCUCAAUCGUACACAUCUACAACUAAUUAAUGGAAACACAGGCCAUACUGUCAGUCUGACUGAUGUCGAGGAAUCUAUUUCCUGCUGUUGCCUGAGUGAAGAUCUUCAAUUUGCAGCAUUUGGACAGGAGAAUGGAACUGUAAAGGUUUUAGAGGUGUCAGGUGGGAGAGUUUUGAAAUCUAGACGUGGACACAAGACCUCUGUACAACAUUGCCUAUUUACCUCUGAUGGCCAGACCCUCAUUUCAAGUGAUGUUGAUGAUCCGAUUAUACAGGUGUGGAAUUGGGAGUUGGAAGAAUGCUUAUUUCUAGAAGGUCACAAUGAAACAAUCAAGAAUUUUAGGCUUUUGGAAAAUUCACGUCUUCUUUCUUGGUCAUUUGAUGGAACAGUUAAGGUGUGGAAUAUUGUUUCUGGGAAAAUAGAAGUCAACUUUGCUUGCCAUAAAGAUACUGUUCUCUCUUGUGCCGUCUCUCCUGAUGCCACUAAGUUUUCAUCUACCUCUGUUGAUAAAACUGCCAAGAUAUGGAGCUUCAAAAGUUCCUCCAUUCUUCAUGAGCUAAAGGGUCAUGAAGCCUGCGUGCGAUGUUGUACUUUUUCAUUUGAUAACAAAUUAUUGGCCACUGGAGAUGACAAAAGGGAAAUACGGAUUUGGGAUGUGUCAAGCGGUGAAUUACUUCAUCUCUGCUCCCCCGUCACUGUAGAUGAAGGAGGUCCAACACAUGAUUACUGGGUGACAGACCUCUGUUUUUCUCCUGACAGUAAGAUGCUUGUGUCUUCUGGAGGAUAUCUUAAGUGGUGGAAUGCCGUUACUGGAGAAUCCUUGCAAACAUUCUACACAAAUGGAACAAAUCUCCAAUCAAUAUAUGUGUCCUCUAAUUUCAAAAUAUUUGUGACUGUUGAUAACCUUGGUAUCCUUUAUGUACUACAGAUGAUGGAAUGAAUCUAUUAAAUGUUUUGGAUGUGACAGUUCAUGCAACUGAAUUGCAUAGUUUUGAGCUGGAAACAAAAUUCCACUAAAUCUGUUUAACGUUCAUUAUGCUGUGAAGUGUUUUUCAAUAUUGCAUUCAUUAAAUGAAUUUGUAUGGGUAAUAUUUAUGUACAUUCUCAAAUGAGCAUACAUUUAAUCUUGGUUUUUGAUCAACAUUAUUACUGUUAAUGGUUUGUCCUUGAAUUUUGAUUUGCACCUUAAAAUAUGCAACUUGUUACGCUGUAUGUAAAAUUAUAUUAAGAUUUAUUCAAGCAGGGUGAGAUCAUUAAUAAAGAGCAGAAGGAGAUAUACUAGGACUAGAAUACAGGAGAACUCCAUUUUGUGCAGGUUAUAUAGCAAAUGUUUUCAGGCUAUGGGAACAGCUAACAUGCAAAAAAAAUGUUUUACUAUGUAUGCAUGACUGCUUUAAUGGAUACAGAACAGAAAGAACUGGAGACUUGGUGUAUAUUGGAAAAUGAAAUUUUAACAAAGUUAGUACUGUUUCAGGACCAUGACAAUAUUUGAGAGAAAUCCAGUAAGGGAUCUGUUUGUACAGCAGUGCUGCUCUGUGCUGCUGCACAAAACCAUUGUUUUCCAGAUCUGUGAAGAUGCAGAGCAUUGUAGAGGGUGGUGAGUGUGGUGUACAUGGGGGAAAGAUAACUAAGUGCACUUUUUUUCUCAAGAACCAGUACCUGUGUUGCAGGAGAGAGGUGGUGUACCCCUUUCUUACACAAAGUAAGGAUACAAAGAUUGGAAGUUAAGCUUCAUGUAAAAUAGGUAUGAAGGUUUGUGCUGAAAAAUAUAGGAAGUAGUAAAAUGUGAGUUACUUUGCAUGACUAUGAACUCUGUGCCAUGAUGAUAUUUUAUCCUCUCCUGGUCUGGUUUGUUUACAGGAGAUUCUCUGCACAGAAAUCUCUUCUUCCCUCCACCAGCGAAUGUCAUUUUUAAUGUAUUUCUUGAUCCAGUUAUAAGGUAUAAUAUUAGAGAUUUUCUAGUCUAAAUGUGACUUUCCUUAACGUAGACUUUGAGAAUAUUUAAAUAACAAAAUUUCUAAGCAAACACAAGUGAGCCUUGUUCUAGUCGAAUGAUUCUAAAUCCGUUAGUUAGUUUUCUGCGUCUGGGUCACUUGCUCAGGCAAAAAGUAAUUGUAAUUUCUACAACUUGGUGAUAAUAGCAAAAUAUUUUUACUUUGAAUGUUUAGCAUAUGUUUAACAAAUGUUUGCACCAGUUGGUAUUAAGUAAUAAACUUCUCAUUUUCAAUAAUUGUUCAGUUUGAAUUUCAGAACGAGUUUUAAAAUCAUUCUUAAUGUUUUUCUAUGUUUUAGCAAAUUUUUGUUUUUCCAAUCUGUGGUUUUCUAUAAUUAAACCCCUGUGUUAAGGCAGUAUUGAAUACGGGUCAGAUAUAAUUUUUAAAGUAUUGCUGGCCAGACAUGUGUUUUGUAUAUUACAUAUGUACAUAUAAAGCAUUAAAUAAAGACAAUCCAGGCAGCUACAGCCUAAUUUUGUAACCAA